GUAGUUCCUAUUCCUCGCCUACAACCUGCAUGGCGGCGCCCAUGCUGCUGCUGACAUCCUGUAGCAGUUUAUUGUAAAGUUUUUAGGGUUUCUGUGGAUUACUCAAAAUGUCCAAACUCUCCCGAACCACCAGGGCAGUGAAGAAGGUCGAAGCUGGCAAUAUGAUCAGAGCAAUCCUCCGCUCGGGACAGGCAGCACCCGGACCCCCGCUUGGUCCCACCCUCGGUCAGAGGGGCAUUCCAAUCGGCCAGUUCUGUAAGGAAUUCAACGAGAGGACGAAGGAUAUGAAGGAGGGAAUUCCUCUGCCGGUCCGGAUCCUCGUCAAUCCUGACCGGACCUACCAGCUGAAGAUCAACCUGCCCACAACCUCCUACUUCCUGAAGGCAGCAGCUGGCAUUGAGAAGGGAGCAGCCCGGGCAGGACAUGAGGUGGCAGGCAUGGUGACGCUGAAACAUAUCUACGAGAUAGCCAAGGUGAAGUCGCAGGAUGAGAGUUUCCAGCUGCAGGACAUGUCGCUGGAGAACGUCUGCAAGACCCUGAUUGGCUGUGCGAAAUCCCUCGGGAUCAAGGUGGUUCCAGAGCUGACAGCGGAGGAUUACGCCCGUUUCCAGGAGCAGCUCAGAGCUGAGGCAGGCUCCCUCGAACCCACCAGCACCAAGAGGAAGGAAUGACCGACCGACCGGGAGAGGGACGCGUCGUCAUGCCAACGAUACACAGAGGGAGCCGGGUCACUGCCUCACCCCCUCCCUGACGCACAAACACACCCUCUCCCCUACCCCCCCCAACCUGUCAGACAGCCUCUGAGGGUCACAGGGUCUGGGGGGGGGGGAAGAGGGUGGGGCGCGACUCAGUGUUCCAGAAUCUUGGAUCGGGGCAGGAGGUCUCAGGGUCUCAGUCUGGGAUGAGGUGCGGUGGGGGAUGGGAGUCUCAGGGUUUGGGCACCAUCCAGGGGCAGGUGGGGUACCAGACUCUGGGACAGGGUGGGGGCGAGGGGUCACAGGGUCUGGAGUCUGGCUGGGGCUGGGGGUCCCCAUGUCCUGGGGAGACUGGGUUGUGAGGCUCCACUGUCUGGCUGUGGUCUCAGGCACCCGGAUUCAUCCCGGGACGGGCUAGUCUCAGGUCUGGAUUCCGGGAGAGGCUGGCUUUCGGGGGUCCACAUUCAGGUGGGGGGUGUCCUGUUGUUGGGGGAGUUCCUGUCUAUACCAGGUACCGUUCUCCCCUCUCCCCGAGUGUGUGUGCGUGUGCAUGUGUGCGCGUGUGUGGGGUUGUGCGUGUGUGUGUGUGUGUGGGGGGGGGGGAUGUCUGAAUGCUUUUUAUCCCACA
Molecule: messenger RNA, 1323 nt
Organism: Hemiscyllium ocellatum (epaulette shark)
Lineage: Eukaryota; Metazoa; Chordata; Chondrichthyes; Orectolobiformes; Hemiscylliidae
Gene: mrpl11
Product: mitochondrial ribosomal protein L11
Exons: 6
Coding region: 108-671 (187 amino acids)
Biological process (GO): translation
Cellular component (GO): mitochondrial large ribosomal subunit; ribosome
Molecular function (GO): large ribosomal subunit rRNA binding; structural constituent of ribosome
Source: RefSeq, a predicted model, not a curated record